Molecule: messenger RNA, 1821 nt
Organism: Drosophila sulfurigaster albostrigata
Lineage: Eukaryota; Metazoa; Arthropoda; Insecta; Diptera; Drosophilidae
Gene: Mkk4
Product: dual specificity mitogen-activated protein kinase kinase 4
Exons: 5
Coding region: 335-1642 (435 amino acids)
Biological process (GO): protein phosphorylation; MAPK cascade
Molecular function (GO): JUN kinase kinase activity; ATP binding
Source: RefSeq, a predicted model, not a curated record
AGUAGAUCACACAAAGUAUUUUGUUGCACUGCUGCCUUUUUAAUGUUUUCUAGUCUAUUUUUAUGUGAAGCGAAACUAAAAAAUGAGAAGAACUUAAAUGUGCACGCGAUUGAUAAAUACAUAAUUGAGUUGUGCUCUCAACUAACAAAAUAACAGUUGGCGUACGAUUAUGGUUUAAUAGUCUUUAAGCAAAGUUCGCAGCGAAAAUAAUUUCGGCGCCCCCCGUUUGCGACGUGUAUUGGGGCGCGGCGCUCUAUUGAAAAACUAAAACGAAUAUUGCAAAGUAGUAUUUUCAUAAUAUUUUAGCUUGCGAUUGUAUCGUCAGACAUCUAUAAUGGCCGAGAGACCAAAAAAUUUGUUUGCAACUGGACCGAGUCGGUCACGCAUUCCACCUGAUCAGCUCAAUUUGAACAAUCUUAGCAUUCGACACCCGCCAUCGUCUACUUCGUCAACAUCUUCGGGUUCAACAUCUUCAGGCUCAAGUUCCUCAUCGCAGCAAAACAAUGUUACGUUACGUUUUGGAGCCCAGCCCAGUUUUGUGCCCGCAGUUCCAGUACCCAGCAGCAGCAGCAGCUGCAGCGGAGGCGGCAACACAGUUGCAACUGUUGGAAGUGGUGGCAUCAGCAGCACUGCAACGGAUCGUCAUAGGGAACGCAUCAGGCAACAGGCAUGUGGCAAGCUGCAGUUUGGUGAAGGAGCCGCAAACACACAUCACUUCACGUCAGAUGAUCUCGAAGAUUUGGGCGAGAUUGGUCGUGGAGCAUUUGGCGCGGUUAACAAGAUGAUUUUUAAGAAAUUAGAUAAGGUGAUGGCAGUGAAGCGCAUACGCUCGACUGUCGAUGAAAAGGAGCAGAAGCAAUUGCUAAUGGAUCUCGAGGUAGUCAUGAAGUCAAACGAGUGCAUCUACAUUGUGCAGUUUUACGGGGCGCUUUUCAAGGAAGGAGAUUGCUGGAUAUGCAUGGAAUUAAUGGACACCUCUCUGGACAAGUUCUACAAGUACAUAUUCGAGAAAAAACAGCGGCAUAUUCCCGAGUCCAUACUUGCCAAGAUCACUGUGGCUACGGUGAAUGCUCUCAAUUAUCUAAAGGAAGAGCUGAAGAUCAUACAUCGCGAUGUAAAGCCGAGCAAUAUUCUAUUGCAUAGGCGUGGUGACAUUAAACUAUGUGAUUUUGGCAUCUCUGGGCAGCUAGUCGAUUCGAUAGCCAAAACUAAGGACGCGGGUUGCAGGCCGUAUAUGGCGCCAGAGCGUAUUGAUCCGGAGCGCGCCAAGGGUUACGAUGUUCGGAGCGAUGUUUGGUCCUUGGGUAUAACACUAAUGGAGGUGGCAACUGGCACUUUUCCUUAUCGCAAGUGGGGUUCAGUAUUCGAACAGCUAUGCCAGGUUGUCCAAGGCGAUCCGCCACGUUUACAUACAUCAUAUAAUGGCAUGGAGUUCUCUCAGGAGUUUGUGGAGUUUGUUAACACUUGCUUAAUAAAGAAGGAAAGUGACAGACCCAAGUACAACCGGUUGUUGCAGAUGCCAUUUAUAAGGCGUGGUGAGAAUAGCCAUACAGAUGUUGCUGCCUAUGUGGCAGAUGUGCUGGAGUCUAUGGAAAGCGAUGGUAUCACGCAAUUUACAACCAAUCAGCCAGCGGAAAGUUAAUCUAAAACGAGUCAUAAAGCAACUGCAGUAGCAAACAAAAAGCAACACUAAAAUAAAAAAUAAAAGAAGAUAAAAAGGAAAACUAGUAUAUUGUUGUCUACUUUGUAGCAUUCGUAGUAAACGUAGCGCGUAUUUUGUUAAAACAAAGAAAAAAAGCUAAAGAAAAAAAGAAAAGAAAA